UACACUUGACCUCCGAAGGACUAUAUCUCGGGCGUUCCGGCACUUCGUUCGCCACCAACAAGAAGCGCAAGCCAUGUCGGACGCAUCGUCCGCUCCGGGUGCAGGGGAUGCCGGGACUGCGCGUCCCAGCGAUGUUCCAAAAAAGUACCUCGAUCGCGUACGCGUCCCCUGCACCAAGAACGGAGACUCUGUCUGCCAGCUACUAAUGCAUCUGCGUCGUACAACCCAAGUGCUCCUCGGCGCUUAUCACGAGCUGGUUCUAGACGAUCGACGCCCCGGAGGCGUUCGUCUGGCGAUCGUUCGGGCGCCCUCGUCCACGUGCGCCCUGCUGGGCACACCAGACGACCCACGCAAGGAGGCGGCGCUGCGUUGCGCCGAGUACCUGCUUUCCGAGCACCGAUGCAUCACGGCUGUCGAGAUCAACGGCAGCACGCCGCAACCGUCGUCCCUGCUCGCCGCUCUGCGAAGCAGUGUCUCGGUGAAAAGCGUGACCGUGUGCCUGGUACUGGAGCGAAUCGACCAGACCGACGUAGGUGUCCUCGAGGCGGUGGACGCGUUGAUGAACCUGGAAGAGCUUGCUUUCGCGUCCGUCGGCUGCGGUCUACAAGCGCAUUCUCGAAGUAUCACGCAGCUGAAAGGCCCACUGCUAGAGCGAAGCAUGCAGCACCUCAGGAGCCUAGACGUGUCCGUCAUCACGUUGAGCACAGAGAGAGUGAACGGACUGGUUUGGGCGCUUACUUCGAACCGCACCGUCACCGAACUCACUGUCGGACGACGCGUAUUUAGCGCCGGCUCCGACGAGUCCGGUGAGCUGUUCGCCCGGUACCUAACCAAGAAGGACGCCACGCUCAGGAAACUGACGCUCAAGGCGCUAGACCUUUUCGAUGACCCGGGGAUGGUGUUGCAGACUCUCGCUGAAGCGUUCUGCAAUAUGACCACGCUGGAGGAACUGAACGCAGACCUGUGGAUGAGUUGCGCCGGCUUCGCAGGGAGGAUCGCACCAUUCAUGAAAGUGUUGACUCGGAACGUCACCCUACGCUGCCUCAGGCUGCCUUCAACAAUAUGCGACCGCUGCUCUACGAUGUUGUCGCGAGUCCGCAACCCCGCCGGUAUCGCCGACCAGCAUGCGGCGCAAAAUGUCGAAUCGUGGCACGCAGCUCUGCGACAGAACACUUCACUUCGCCAGCUCCGCAUCGACUGUGCAAGCUUCGACGAAGUGGAGUGCGGCGCUUUUUUCGGAGCGGUCGCCGACAGCGACACCCUGCGGUCGGUGGUGGUCAUUCACCUGCCCACAAGAACCAACCCCGAGGACUUCUGCCGAAUGAUCCGAGAACGCGGCCUGCAGGAUCGUGUCUGCGUCGCGGACUACCACGUGACACUGACGGACGGGGACGCUUUCAGGUGGUGCAACGAGAUCACCGGCGUAACCGUCGACAUUGUGCACUUCACGCUCCCCGAGAGUCCGCGCACACUGCACGGCCGGGCACUCAGCGAAGUUUUCAGUCUCCUCGAACACGUGACGACACUCCGAAUUCGCUGCGACUUCUUCAGCGAAACGGCAUUCGCUGCUUUGUGCGCGUACGUCUCGGCACCGUCAGAACUCGAGGACGUUGAGAUCACGCUGAUCAGGCAGACGCUGCUUAUGACGCCGGAGCAGGUCCGCAGCAUGCCGAGGAGGCUAGCGUCGGCGUUAGCAUCCAACACCAAGCUCUGCAGAGUGAUUGUCAGAGGACUGCAGCUGUGCAAGGACGACUUGGACCUGCUGGCGGAUGCGGCUCGCAAGAGUCGACGACUCGUCGAGUUCCGCACAAAGUGGCGGUGCGUUUCCUGUUGUCUCUUCGACCGACUCCUCGGUGAACGCAGCGCCAUUAGGGGCAAGUUGUAUUCGCCGAACGCCUACGCUUGCAACGUGCUGGCCGAUAUAAAGGGAGUCACAAGACGAAACGCCAGGCGUAUCUCGGUAGCGGCUCGUUUCGUGAUGGGCGAGCGAGGGAGCGGCGAGGGCGCUCGGGCCAUCGAGCUGGUCCACGACCAUCCGUGCCUCCUCGACAUGGUGCGGGAGGGCGCAGCCGUGAGGAGCGACGAAGCCAAGGCGAUGAUCAAACACGCGCUGGCCCAGGUGCGCAACUUCAGUCUGCACGAGUUCAUGAGGCUGGCCCGAGUGGUGGCCCAGAGGGUGGAGUGCCCUCCGCAGGACGGUGACGACGGGCUGCAGCUCGCGGACAUCGGCCACGAUUGCUGGUUGGUCAUCCGCAGCUACCUCACACUGGAGGACAUUGCGAUGACGGCAAGACAUCCCGACCUGCCAUCAAGCAACUCGAUCGGCGAGACUGCUGGCGCUGCGGCUGCAUGCGGGGACCACCCGACGAACCAUGACAAUCCGACCUAGCCACUCUUGGAGCAAGUCCAUCGCACGUGCCGGCUGAUACAUUUAUUGGAGAACUCACACGGAAGCCUGGACGUCCUCUGCAAAACUAAACUAGAAAGAUUUUUUUUUUUUAGUACUGAAUGUUUCUUAGUACUAUUCAUGUUUCAAGACCUGUGUGUAAACUUGUUGUAAAGUUGUUGUAAACUUGUUGUAAACUUGCUGUACACUUGUUGUAAACUUGUUGUAAACUUGUUGUAAACUUGCUGUAAACUUCUGGGUAAACUUGUUGUAAACAACUCCUGUUUGACAAAUUACUCCUGAGGUUGAAUUUG
This is a messenger RNA of Dermacentor silvarum, 2700 nucleotides long. RefSeq lists its product as uncharacterized. The record is from RefSeq and is a predicted model, not a curated record. The coding region runs from base 74 to 2389 and encodes 771 amino acids. The transcript is spliced from 4 exons. NCBI's taxonomy places the organism in Eukaryota, Metazoa, Arthropoda, Arachnida, Ixodida, Ixodidae.